Messenger RNA from Salvelinus fontinalis (brook trout), 2501 nucleotides. RefSeq names its product CCN family member 2-like. Lineage: Eukaryota; Metazoa; Chordata; Actinopteri; Salmoniformes; Salmonidae. Gene Ontology annotation, cellular component: extracellular region; extracellular matrix. The record is from RefSeq and is a predicted model, not a curated record. Gene Ontology annotation, molecular function: heparin binding; integrin binding. Gene Ontology annotation, biological process: signal transduction; cell adhesion. The transcript is spliced from 5 exons. The coding region runs from base 139 to 1182 and encodes 347 amino acids.
AGCCCUGCAGCGAGUCAACGAACAACUACCGGUGGAGUGAGAGAAAAGGGAAACUCCCGUCUGUGUGUCUGUCACUCUGAACGAAAACAAACGUGUUGGAUUGAGUGCGCGCACGCUGUUGAAAUAAACGAGGCAACAAUGUCUGAGGGAGUUAUAACCAGAAUUAGUCUUCUUCUGCUCAUCAUCAGCUCGACAAUGGCCCAGGACUGUUCCGAUCCCUGUGACUGCCUGUCGGACACCCCUCCAUGCCCGUUUGGUACCAGUCUGGUUCUGGAUGGCUGUGGUUGCUGUAAGGUGUGUGCCAGGCAAGCCGGCGAGCCCUGUACCCUCCUGGAGCCGUGUGACCACCACAAAGAGCUUUACUGUGAUUAUGCAAUGCUGAGUGACACUGAGCACGGCAUCUGCAUGGCCCAGGAAGGCCAGACGUGUGACCUGGGAGGGGUCAUCUACCGCAGUGGAGAGACCUUCCAGCCCAGCUGCAAGCACCAGUGUGUUUGUAUGAACGGAGAGAUUGGCUGCGUGCCAACCUGUGCCAACAACGUGCUGCUGGCCUCUCCAGAUUGCCCGUACCCACAUCGCAUCCAGAUCCCUGGGAAGUGCUGUGAAGAGUGGGUGUGUGACCAGAGUCCUCAGGACAACCCCUACCAGUCAGCCAUGGCUGUCUACAGAGAGGAGUCAGCCCACGUGCCGGUCCCGGCGGAGAACCCCAGGGAGAACUGCAUCGUCCAGACCACCAAAUGGGACGAGUGCUCGGCCACCUGCGGCAUGGGCGUGUCGUCCCGCGCCACCAAUGACAACGAGCGGUGCCAGCUGGAGAGGCAGACCCGUGUCUGUAUGAUCCGGUCCUGCCAUGUGGAGCAAGAGAAGGAUAUCAAGAGGGGGAAGAAGUGUGUACGGACCCCCAAGUCCCCGCGCGGCAUUCGUUUCCAGCUGUCAGGCUGCAGCAGCAGCAGGAUCUACAAGCCCAAGUUCUGUGGCGUGUGUACGGACGGGCGCUGCUGCACCCCUCACACCACCGUCACCGCCGAGGUUGAGUUCCACUGUCCCGAGGGAGACACCUUCAGACGCAAGAUGAUGUUCAUCAAGACGUGCUCCUGUCACCACGACUGUCCACGAGACAAUGACAUCUUCCUGGCCUCGCACACACGCAGAAUGAUUGGGGACUAUGACAACGAUAUGUAACCGACAUGGCUGUCAUACGCACUGCACAGAUAACGUUACGUAUACACACACACACGCACGCACGCGCGUGCGCGCACGCGCACACGCACACACGCACACACACACACACACACACACACACACACACACAGGCACUGAUAAAACUCCUUCACAUCACUCCCCCACCACCCUCACACACUGAUAGGCAGCUCUUUGAAUUCCUGAACUCUGUCUCUACCUUACUACCCAUAAGCAUGUCAACCUGGUUGAAUUCCUGUCUCUACCUUACUGUCUCUACCUUACUACCCAUAACAGAAUGUGUGAUUUCAAGAUAUGAAGAAGUAGAGCAUGAGAUUUACUCUUUAGGUUUUAUUUUUUACAUUUAAUUUAACCUUUUUUUAAUGCGCAGCUCUAAAGUCACCUGGCUCUUUGAUUGGUCUGCCUAUAUGUCUAUAGAGAUACUGAAGGGUGGAUCUGCACUGAGGAGUCAAUGUUAGAGACAAUGUUAGGCAAGAAUAUAUUUAUAUUCACUGCUUAAUUGCCAUAGGAACAUGACAUGGUAGUGUACAGAUGAGAGGUAGGUAGCCUAUACCAGUGUCUCCCAACUCCGUACCCCCAACAGCACACAUUGUUGUUUUAGCCCAGGACAAAAACACCUGAUUCAACUUGUCAAGGGCUUGAUUAUUAGUUAACAAGUAGAAUCAGGUGUGCUUGUCCGGGGCCACAACAAAAAUAUUUAUUGUUGGGGGUACUGGAGGAUCGGACUUGAGAAACACUGGCCUAGGUUGAGGGCGCACUGAACGGAGAGGCACUUACUGAACCAAAUUUCACAUCUUGACAUACACUUUUAGAAUAUGACAUUUUAAAAAUAUAUUUUUCAUAUGUUAAAUAUGAACAAUACAGAAAUUGUUUGGAUAUAUUGUAGUACUGGUAUUUGCCUUGACAUCUGUAUAAUAUUGAGUGAAUAUAUAUAAUUAUAAUUAAGAAUGUCAAUAAUAUUGUUUACUGUUUAUUUAAAAAAUAAAAGAAGGAAUGACAGAAAGAAAUUUGGCAUUUAACGAAAACACCUUGUGUAAAUACUGAAAGACUGUGUACAGUUUAGUACUAUAAUUUAUUACCUGGUUGUUGUUUAAUUAAUAACACCAUGUUAAAGGUUGUUGUUUAAUUAAUAACACCAUGUUGAAGGUUAUUGUUGUUUAAUUAAUAACACCAUGUUGAAGUUUGUUGUUGUUUAAUUAAUAACACCAUGUAAUAACACCAUGUUGAAGGUUUGUGUUUAAUUAAUAACACCAUGUUGAAGGUUGUUGUUUAAUUAAUAACACCAUGUUGACGGUUGUUGU